AUGGCACUGGAGGGACUGAACGAGGGUAUCCGUUCAGUGUUGGAGGCUGCUAAUAUUGAUGAAGCAAUACUGACUACAGUCAAUCGUGAGGAUCUUAAAGACUUAUUUCCAGGUGCUGCGGAUUUUCUACAAAGGAAACAACUAUGGGAUUUAAUCUGCAAAAUGAAAGGAAAUUCUGACCAGAAUGCCAACAUGCAUAUGACUUAA
Messenger RNA from Knipowitschia caucasica, 207 nucleotides. The record is from the annotation of a GenBank genome assembly. Lineage: Eukaryota; Metazoa; Chordata; Actinopteri; Gobiiformes; Gobiidae.